This is a messenger RNA of Amphiprion ocellaris (clown anemonefish), 4866 nucleotides long. RefSeq names its product protein geranylgeranyltransferase type I, beta subunit (gene pggt1b). Bases 25 to 1128 code for a protein of 367 amino acids. Gene Ontology annotation, molecular function: CAAX-protein geranylgeranyltransferase activity. The transcript is spliced from 9 exons. Lineage: Eukaryota; Metazoa; Chordata; Actinopteri; Pomacentridae. The record is from RefSeq and is a predicted model, not a curated record. Gene Ontology annotation, cellular component: CAAX-protein geranylgeranyltransferase complex. Gene Ontology annotation, biological process: protein geranylgeranylation.
UUCCUCAUAGGUGCGGAUGCAAAGAUGGCGGAAGAGGAGAGCCAGUUUGAAGAAUUUGAGCAAAUAGACUUUUUAAGAGAUCGACAUGUACGAUUCUUCCAGAGGACGCUUCAAGUGCUGCCUGAGAGAUACGCAUCGCUGGAAACAACCAGGUUAACUAUCAUAUUUUUUGCCCUGUCUGGUCUCGAUGUGCUGGAUGCCCUUGAUGUGAUUGAUAGAAACACCAUGAUUGAGUGGAUCUACUCACUACAGGUUCUUCCCACAGAAGAUCAGUCUAACCUAAGUCGUUGUGGGUUUCGAGGAUCUUCCCAUAUUGGAAUUCCUUACAGCACUAAGGGUCCAGGUGUCCUCCAUCCAUACGACAGUGGCCAUGUAGCCAUGACCUACACUGGGCUGUGCUCACUGCUGAUUCUGGGAGACGACCUGAGUCGGGUUAAUAAACAGGCCUGUCUGGCUGGUCUCAGAGCGCUGCAACUGGAGGACGGCAGUUUCUACGCAGUGCCAGAAGGAAGUGAAAAUGACAUACGGUUUAUCUAUUGCGCAGCCAGUAUCUGUUAUAUGCUGGAUGAUUGGUCAGGCAUGGACAUUCAAAAGGCCAUCGAGUACAUCCGAGGAAGUUUGUCAUACGACAAUGGUUUUGGCCAGGGAGCUGGGCGAGAGUCACAUGGUGGCUGGACGUACUGCGCCAUAGCUUCUCUGUGUCUUAUGGGUCGACUGGAGGAGGCGCUGAGUCAACGGGAGCUGGACAGGAUCCGACGCUGGUGCAUCAUGAGGCAGCAGAGCGGUUUCCACGGGCGCCCCAACAAACCUGUAGACACGUGCUACUCCUUUUGGGUGGGAGCUACACUAGAGCUGUUAGAUGUAUUCCAGUAUACGAACUUUGACAGGAACAGGAGCUUCAUCCUGUCAACGCAGGAUCGGUUGGUGGGGGGCUUCGCCAAAUGGCCAGACAGCCAUCCAGACCCCCUCCACGCCUACUUGGGGCUGUGUGGUCUGUCUCUAAUCGGAGAGCCCAAUCUGAGGAAGGUCCACCCAGCUCUUAACAUCACCCAGAGAGCCUUUCAGCACCUCCAGCAGCUGCAGCAGACAUGGAAGGACAGCACUGGCAGCUGUAGCCGACAGCACUGACAGCAGGAUGAUCCACAGCGCUGCCUCUGAACAGGUUCAGUAAUCGGGAACAUCCAACGGUUAUCAGUCAAAGGCAACUGGACCUUUGCUGUUUGUCUUGAAGACGUUUGGCCACUUAUCUGAGAGGCCUUCUCCUUUCAGGAAUCAAGGAGGGUUUUUUUAAGACUGUAGUUACGAAGCAGUAACUUUGGAGCGCUCCUUUAAGUCCAUCUAAAGCAACUUUUCUGUUUAAGCAAUAUAACGCCACACUCUUUUGCUGCCUUUUUUUUAGUGCACAGUAGUAAAUAGCAGUGUGCAAUGUGGUUUGUGGGAAUAAAACGAUGUGCCAGAAAGUCAAAUUAGAGUCACUGGAAACUUGAAAAAAAUUCCAGUUGCCUCCAUUUUGCAAACUUUUUUAGAUAAUGGCCUUUUGAGGUUUCCUGCUCAUUAGCCUUAUCGGUAUAGUCAACGACACCUUCCUAGCCAAGGAUCAACUCGACUGACUCGCUUUACUUGGACAUACGAAAGUGAAUUUUACUCCCAAUUUGAGUGAGGGGAUCUCCAGGAUGCUUAGGGAACAUCUAAAUUGUCUUUGUAAAUGGUUCUGCAGUAAACUCACUUUAUGGUUUUGCUUUUGCCUAAUAAUGUCUAUAUUUUAAGCGAGCAUAAUUUGGUCAUUUUGGGCUUCAGUGAGGAAAUUAAAUGAUCUUGUUUUUUGGUUAAAGACAGAUAAAACAAUACAAGGCACUCUCCUCCAGACAACAGUGUUUUUUAUUUGCUGCUCUCCUAACAUUUCCAUCCUCACAUUAUUUGUGAACCUCUUUGAAGCCUCAAGCUCUCCUUUCCCAAAAGGGUUACCAGCCUGGCAGGUUUAUUCUCCUGAGCUUCUCACUUCUGCGUCCUCCAGUUUUACCACUGCAGGCUUUGCUCAGUGAUCAAGAUUUAAAUGAUAAUAAAACUGCUGGGGUGAAAUUUAUGGAAAAGGCAGUUAAAUGCCGACAACCUAAAGGGGCAAAUUUAUGACCAUUAGGGGGAAAAAACUCCUCAAAGAAGAUUUAAAAUAAACUUAGCUACAGGCCAUAUCAGAAAACAUAAUAUUUUCUAAAGGCUAAAAGAACAAUGGAUUGGGCCUCUAAAGGGAAUUUUGUAUGAAGGGGAAAAUCUCUUUGUCUCUGCAAGGUAGUAGCUGUUAGUUUUAACAGCAGAUCCCAUCCCAACACCUCGUGACUUCUGCACCUCUGAACUGAUCUCAACUGGUUCACUAGCUUCCAUACUCCCUGUGAGGCACUAGCCAGCCCUAGAUCAAUAGGAGAAAGAUGCACAAUGGUAUCCUAACCUGAGGAAAUGUAUCCCUUUGAACUGCAUUGGGAAUUCACAUGUUAUUUUCAGUACACAGAGGAUGCAGGGCAAAAAACAAAGAACAAUGACUAUGAGCAGAUUGUACCACCAGGAGUCAGGAAACAGAAACAUCUGUUAUCCAGAGUGCUGGUCACAUCACUCCUAAAAUAUUAAGACCUGACUGUGGUUUUGUAAGCCUACCAUCUACCCCCACAUUCCCCACCACCGAGGCAAAAUAGAUGCUCUGCACAUACGCUCACAAGCAGUAAAAGCCACGUGCAGCUCAUUCAAGUGACCUUCUUGCCCUUGACCUGAGAUACAAAUUGGAAAAAGGAGUGUUACAUUUCAAAGAUCCCACUGUGGUGACACUGCAAUUCUGAGUUGAACAUCAACCUGCACCUCUUGCCCUCACGAGUUCUGAUUCCCAGCAAGCAACAUUUCCACCUUCCUAGAUUUUUGCAGCCCCCUGCUGAAGCCACACCCUUUCAUGAUAUGGCCACUGUCUCAGCAAACACCUGAGGAGGAGGCAAUUUCACAGCAGGUCUGAAAUAUAGUCACUGUCGUGCAACACAUUACCUGCAGGAGUUCACUGUGUGUAGCCCCGCUUCUUACUGCAUAUGAAAAUUGUAUCACCCCUUUGGUUUUCAUUCCACCAUCUAAAAUAAAGCUCUCCCUGGUCUUCUUUCUAUUCCCGCUAAGUUGCCCUCCUUUUCAGACUUGGGGAACCAGACCAGGCAGACGUAGGAAAGGAGAGAAGAGGGGAGGAGAGGUGAAUAAAUAAAUAAUUUGAACCAUCUAUUAUUAAAAGUAAACUGUCGGAGGCUGAAAUCUCCUCUCUGAACCCAGACCAAACCCCCAGUGUCAUAUAACCUUGUUUUGGUGCAAAAACAAUUGCUUUUAAGCCAAUGUAAUGUUGGACCUCUGUUACUUUGUAUUUCUGCUUUACCUGAUUCAAUAGGCUUUGCUACAGUUCCUCUUGUCGAUCUUUUCUGAAAUGUUUUGUUAUUAUGGAAUCAUUUUACUUAUGCUGUCCUCAUUUUAGUCAGGUUUUUCUAUCACCAUCUUUUUCAAAAGUUGCAGCUGCUAGAUUGAGACGUAAAUGAUCUGAUAAUUUAAAUUCAAACAAAAUGUGCUUUUUAUUGAUUAAUCGUAUAAUGUCCUUAUAUCAUUACGAUAUCUUGGCGCUCUGGAUAUGUGUGGUCCUGAAUCUGAAGUAAUUUCAAGUGAUCUUGAGUCAAACAUGCACUGAAAGAAAACUACUGCUGCUGCUGCUGCACCACUGCAGAGCCAGAUCAAUUGAAAUUGAAUGCUGUCGAGCCCCAUGCAUCUUCUGACGCGACAUUUACUUCUAAUUAAAGUUCCUUAGGCUCCAUCUCUGUCCUCAGAAUACGUAGGCCAAGUCACAUGGCAAGAUAACUCGCUCAAACUUGACUCUGAAAUGUGCCUCAUGUGGCAUUGUUCUGGGUCAGUGCUCUCUGAAUGCUCCUGUUCUUCUGAUGUCCCUACAGCAUGCUUAAAUCGGGUUUAGUUAGGCUGCUUCUAACAACAAAGGUACUGAACAUUAGUGUUUCCUAGGGAUGAAGGAGGAAGCAUGUAUUCUAAAUGCAUGUAAAUAUUCGGAAAGAGGAACACCUGCUCUGUAAACUCUGCUUCCUCCUCCCAUCUUUGUUAAAUUUGCGUAAACAAUCAGAUGUACGCCGACUGGUACAAGUCGUUUUAGCCACAAUCUGGCUUUGUCCAUUCACGUCUGAUUGUCUAUUUUCCAGAAGGAGGGAAGAAUUCAUUGAGACAGAACCCAUAAAUGCUUACUCGACUUUAAAAAGGAUCAAUGGCUGGAUGCAUGGGUUUGCCACUUGCUGCAGAUGAAGGCUGCGUCUCAGCAGUUGCUAUAUUGCAUCUCUUUUUUUUUUUUUUUUGCCACAUCGCACUGCAGUCGAUGCUCUCAGUCCCACAGCACGUAAAGACCACAGGGACCACGGCUUUGCGCUUUCACUAUGGCUGCAGUCAGAGCUGUUUGGAUUGUCCAGAGAUGUGAAAGGAUUGUGAAAGCAUUUUGAGAUGCAGCCAAAAUGCCACACAUGGCGAAUCAUGAAACCUUGCUCUAUUGUCAAUUAAUAUAAAUAAUGUAAUGAUAGAUAAUGUAACAAUAAAUGUAAUGGAAUUUAUUUUUUCUAUGCUUUGUAGAAAUAUUGAGUGUAGAUACGUAUGUAAAUGUCUAUAAAUAUGUGACUUUUAUUGUGCAAGUGCUCAAGAAGAAAAAAUGUUUACAGCUACAUCAGUGAGACAGAUUGAGGAACUGCAUAUGCAAAUGUUGGCUUGUGAUGUACUGUAGUACUUCAGCUUUGAAUUUGGGGACUGUGAUGAUUCUAGCUUUGCAGUGCAAACUGUAUUUAUGGUAAAUAAAUCAUGUACUAACUUUUA